ACAUUUAGCAUGUUUUUAGGUUAUGAGGACAUUUUGACCUUAACCAUCCAUUUCGUUCUUCUACUCGUCUUUAUCUAUGAUUUAGUUGUCUUCAUCUGUGUUAACCAUUUCACGUUUGUUCUGAUUUCCAGCCGGGGUUAAAUGGAAGUUAAAAAUUUCACUAUUUUGAGUUGAACACAUUUGAAAAAAUGCAGCAAAGAGAAGAGAAACAAUUAGAGUCCUCUCUAGAGUCGAUAAUCCAAAGAGUGAACGAUCUGAAAGCGUCUUUAGCCGCUAUGAUUUUCAAAAUCGAAACUGAAUAUGAAACUCUGAAUUGGCCAAAGUUUCUGGACAACUAUGCUUUGAUAUCAGGGCAGCUUAUUUCCCUGUCGAAAGUUCUCAGCCAUGAAAAGGGCCCCAAUUUGCGAAACUUAACAGUUCUGCCGCUUCUGCUCUCUCCCGAGAGAGAUGAGCAACUGGUACAGGCGACUGAAGGCCGAAUAACAACUUUUUCCCAUGAUUUGGUGCCCCCUUAUCUGAGAACCAAACUUGAGCCUAUGGCUGAACAGAAGAUGAUUCAGCUGGAGCUGAAAGCUCAGCAUUUGCAAGUCGAAAAUGCACAAAAGCAAAUGGCAGCUUAUCAGAAGGUAGUCUCACACGUGUGGGACAUUGUAAGCAAAGCCAGGGAAGAAUGGGAAGUAGAGGCCUCAUCCAGGGCAGGCACGCAGCAAAAUUCCAAUCAGGCAGACACACAUCUCUUAGUUGCAGCAGUUGGGAUGGGGAAAGGCUUGAAGAUGGGCUCCAAUCCGAAUGGCCAGCCAAAUUCCACCUCUGGAGGGAUGAUGGUAGCUUCACAAGGAAGGCCCGGGGGGCCGCCUGGGCCGGGUCAACUUCCACCGAGUACGCAAGCCAUGAGUAUGAACAAAGCCCCAUCAGCCAUCAAGACCAAUAUUAAAAGCGCUGCUCAAAUGCAUCCUUAUGGACGUUGAUUUAUUUAUAUUGUAUAUAAUGAUAUAUUUUAUUUCCUUAUUAGUUUAUUACUUAAUCAGUAUUAGGUUAGCAAAUGUAUGAAUCUGUUGUCAUAAAUUCGUGAAUAUAAAAAAUCCAGUACGUA
This is a messenger RNA of Dendroctonus ponderosae (mountain pine beetle), 1093 nucleotides long. It is a transcript of the gene MED8, whose product is annotated as mediator of RNA polymerase II transcription subunit 8. The record is from RefSeq and is a predicted model, not a curated record. The coding region runs from base 189 to 968 and encodes 259 amino acids. Lineage: Eukaryota; Metazoa; Arthropoda; Insecta; Coleoptera; Curculionidae. Gene Ontology annotation, biological process: regulation of transcription by RNA polymerase II. Gene Ontology annotation, molecular function: transcription coregulator activity; RNA polymerase II cis-regulatory region sequence-specific DNA binding. Gene Ontology annotation, cellular component: core mediator complex; mediator complex. The transcript is spliced from 4 exons.